CGCUCCCCCCUUGCGCGGGCCCCGGCGCGGAGCCGAUCGCGCCCGGCGGAGCCGAGCGGCGGAGUUACGUUGUUGGGGGAGUUUGCAACAACUCCGCGGCCUCGUCUGCGGGGCCGCCGGUGCGGGGCCGCCGCCUUCCCCGCCUCCUCCUCCUCCUCCGCCCCUUCGGGCUUUUUCUUCCCCCCCCUCCUCCCCCUCCCUCCCCCGCGCUUUGAUUUCCCUCUCCUCCCCCCUGCGCGCCCUGCGUGUGUGUGUUUUUCGCCGCCGAUCUCCACGCAAGCCCCUUGGCAUGAGUUAAGCACCAGCCAUGGACACCAAACACUUCCUGCCGCUGGAUUUCUCCAACCAAGUGAAUUCCACAUCCCUGAACUCUCCCACGAGCCGGGGCCCCAUGGCCACCCCAUCCCUCCACCCGUCCAUCGGGCCAGGCAUCGGCUCCUCACUGGGCUCCCCGGGCCAGCUCCACUCGCCCAUCAGCACCCUGAGCUCGCCCAUCAACGGCAUGGGACCUCCGUUCUCCGUCAUCAGCUCCCCCAUGGGCCCGCACUCGAUGUCCGUCCCCUCCACCCCCAGCCUGGGAUUCGGCACCAGCAGCCCGCAGCUCAACUCACCCAUGAACCCUGUCAGCAGCUCAGAGGAUAUUAAGCCACCCCUGGGGCUCAAUGGAGUCCUCAAAGUGCCAGCACAUCCCUCAGGAACGAUGGCCUCCUUCACCAAGCACAUAUGUGCCAUCUGCGGGGACAGAUCUUCAGGUAAACAUUACGGGGUUUACAGCUGCGAGGGCUGCAAAGGCUUCUUCAAGCGCACGGUGCGGAAAGACCUCACCUACACCUGCCGCGACAACAAGGAUUGCUUGAUCGACAAGCGCCAGCGCAACCGCUGCCAGUACUGCCGCUAUCAGAAGUGUCUUGCGAUGGGGAUGAAGCGAGAAGCCGUCCAGGAGGAGAGACAGCGGGGGAAGGACCGCAAUGAGAAUGAGGUGGAGUCAACAAGUAGCGCUAACGAGGACAUGCCCGUGGAAAAGAUCUUGGAAGCUGAACUCGCAGUGGAGCCAAAGACAGAGACGUACAUUGAAGCAAAUAUGGGCUUGACGCCGAGCUCGCCCAAUGACCCGGUGACAAACAUAUGCCAGGCAGCAGACAAACAGCUCUUCACCCUGGUGGAGUGGGCCAAGAGGAUCCCCCACUUCUCCGAGCUGCCCCUGGAUGACCAGGUCAUCUUGCUCAGAGCAGGGUGGAAUGAGCUCCUAAUCGCCUCCUUCUCCCACCGCUCCAUAGCCGUGAAAGACGGGAUCCUCUUAGCCACCGGGCUCCACGUGCACCGGAACAGCGCGCACAGUGCUGGCGUCGGGGCCAUCUUCGACAGAGUACUGACAGAACUCGUGUCAAAAAUGCGAGACAUGCAGAUGGACAAGACAGAGCUAGGCUGCCUGCGAGCCAUUGUCCUCUUCAACCCCGACUCAAAAGGUCUCUCCAACCCGGCUGAAGUGGAAGCGUUACGGGAGAAGGUGUACGCGUCGCUAGAGGCAUACUGCAAACACAAAUACCCCGACCAGCCCGGGAGGUUCGCAAAGCUCUUGCUCCGUCUCCCAGCCCUCCGGUCCAUUGGCCUGAAAUGCCUGGAGCACCUCUUCUUCUUCAAGCUAAUAGGCGACACACCGAUCGACACCUUCUUGAUGGAAAUGCUGGAAGCACCCCAUCAAAUGACUUAGAGAACUGCUGCUGGGUCAGUCCCUCACCUGGCUGGGGUCUCGCGGGGCCCCUUCCUCUGCUUUCCUCUGCCGCCGCCCCAGCCCGUCCCUCCCUCCUCUCCCCAGCGCUGGAGGCACCAUCUGAUCCGGGGCGACCCCCUGCCAUCUUCGCCUCCUCGUCGCCUUCACCCUUGUCUGUUUGCCGUCACUGCUGCAUCUCAAGACCUGCUCGCUGGUUCCCUGUGCUAGAUGUAGAGAAGUGGGAGCGGAGAAAGCUUGUCACCCACCGCCCCGGCUCGCACCCCCGACCCGGCCCCCGCUGUGCCAUGAGUUUUGGGGUGAGCUGCCGGCCGGGCUUGCCAUCACCCUGCGUGCGUGCCGCGGCCGGCGGUGCUUCCCCCGGGACAGGAGCGGGGACGGGGACGGUCCCAGCCCUUGGGGCAGUGGGGUUUGGACAAGCUGAGGGGAGUGGUUGAACUUGCCGGAGUGCAGCUGGCUAUUUUCAGAGGAUGGAGUUUUUGAAAAAGAGAAGAAAAAAAAAAAGAAUUCUAUUUUUGGUUCCUAACUAUUAUUAGUAGUCUCGGUAGUUACUUCGCGGAGGGAGAGGCAGGCUGGACAGGCAGCCCAGCCCGUGCCCCGCGAAUGAGUCACCCGUGACUGCACAGAGCCUUCUCCUUUCAGUUAAAAGCAGAGGAGUUGGGACUGAGCUGAAUCCCCCCCCUCAAAUAAGGAGGCGACUGGUGGCACAGGGAGCCAGGCCACCCUCUCACCGUCUGUGCAGGGGGUCCCAUGGGCGGCAGCACCUGAAAAAUCCCAUUUUGCCGUCCCAGAGGGCAGCCGGGCAUCGCUGCUCUUCCCAAAGGUGCCUCUGCGCGCGGUGUGGAGCUGCCCACACGGACACGAGCCGGCUGGAGCGCUUGCUUUAAGGCUGCCAGGGACUCAGCAUGGCCUUUCCCCAGCUCACGCAGUCUUGCCGCCACCCCUGCCCUCAGCACUGCACCCGGCAUCCUUGCACGGCCCCACUCACGAGGCUCGGCCCAGCCUGUCCUGCCAGACCCACGCUUUAUUUCAAGGGCUGUUUCAUUGGAGCGGCGGGAGCUGGCGUGUCAGCAAUGGCUCUUUGGCUUUUUUUUGGUCCUCACCUGGUUCAGUGAGGUUGGAGAGGCAUUUCCAGCUGAUGGGGUGGGCUUGGCCCCUCCGUGCCCACAUUGCGGGUCCACAGCAGCCCCGGGUACCAGCACGUGUUUCCCCCGGGCCAGCAGCGCCCGAGCCCUUGCCUCGCAUGGGGGUUUCGGUUCGCCCAGGAGGCUGCUCCUGUUGAUUCAGCAGCUGCGAUGCAAAACACUGCAAGGCAACAAUUAGUGGGAGUGCUUGGCCAGGCUGGUAAUUGUGGCUGUUAAUUAGUGGUGAAGCAAGAACAGGGCUCCCCCUCCCCGAAUCUCCCCCGUUGGGCAGGGACGCGGGGGCUGACAGGUCUCGGCUGGGUGGGGGACGUGGCAGCAGCCCCUGCCCACGUGGGCAGCGUGCCCAUCCCCGGCCUGGCCGGGAUGCCGAGAGCACCAAAAGCACUUUAGCUUUUACACGGUCCUUUCCUUGAGUCUUUGCGUGGCAGCAGGGAGAUGGCCAGGUUUUUGGGAAUCAGGGACAUGGUCCCAGGAACGUUCGCACAUCCCACGGGACAGGAUUCCCCAGCCAGGGAGUGUUUCCCCUUCGCGUCCCCAGUUCACCUUCAUCGGGUAUCUCUAGAGCCCCACCGAAAAACUGAGUUAGAGAAAACAAAAGAGCAAGUGGUGAGGGAUACUGGGGAGGGUUUUUCCCCUCCUUGGCAGGAUGGAUCUCAAACACGCCGUGGAGCGGGUGCUCGGAGCCAAGCACGAGGUGCCUGGGGUUGGCCUCUGGCCAAGGGCUUCCCCACCGCUUUCAUGUCUUCUGUGCUUUAAAAUGACAAAGCAUUAAGUCCCCAAGGUAUUUCUUUCUCCCUGUGGAUUGUAGCUGGCUCUUGAAACAUCUCCUUUGUGCCUGGAGGGGGGUGGAGCAGCGCCCACCAGCUCCCACCUCUGUUUUUGAGGGGAUGUAGUUGUCACUUGCCUAUCAUCAUCCUGCCUGGCAGCUCGAGUCGCCGGCUCCAUCCCCUGCAGUUAACCAGGCCAUCUCAUUGCUAAAUAAAUACUCAGGAUUUCAGGUCAUAACUUUCCCUUAGGCUGGCCUGAAGUGGCAAAUCCACAGAGGCAGGGAAAGCGUUUUGGCUGUGUUUCUCCAGCAGCCUGCACGCCGCCGAAAAUAUUAUUAAACAGCUUCACCCUGCAAGAAUUUGCCAAGAAAACUAGGCAGGAGAAAUUAAAUAUGUAAAGGGUGCCAGUAAACACGAGCAGGCUGUUCCUUGCCAGCGUAAGGCUGACGCAGCCCCGCGGGGGGCUUGCAGGAGGUGUUAGCUCCCAGCCAGCAGGCGCGGAGCUCAGCCUGGAGCCAAACCAGCCCUCGGCAGCCCCCAGCCCGGCUCUCGCCGGUGGAAAGGAGCCUGGAGCUCGCUUGCCGGAGAGGAUGAGGGUGCUUUGUGAGAGAGACAGUGGAUAUUGCACUAGAAUAAACCCGCUGUCCUUCUCCGUUGGGUGGAACCACUUUUUUCCUGAUUGAUGUCUUGGACGGGGCUGUGCGGUGCUGAGAGCUGAGCUGUGGUGGCUUGCAAGGCUGCAGUGCUGGACGUGGAGCUCCCACCCCAUCCCAUGCUACGCCGUGCCGUGCCGUGCCAUCCCAUCCCAUCCCGGUUAGGAUUUGACCCGAUAAAAACAAAAUGCCACGAGCAAGGGGGUUUCCUCAGCAAAUAGUGUGGUGCAAAGGGGAAGGCUCCGCGGGCCAGGGGCUCUCAGUCAGGACCCAUGUCUCCGUGCCUCAGUUUCCCUGCUGGAGCAGUGCACGGCCUCGAUUCACGUCCCUGGCUGAGGAGGGGUCUGGGGAAAGGCUGAGCAGUGUCCUGGACUUUCUGUUUUUGGCAGAUGUUGCGGGAGCCCCCCCAGUGCUGUAACUCGGCGUGACUCUUGCUUUCAGUAGAGCUCCUGUGAUUUCCCCCAACAGCCACAACUGGGCAUUUUGGGUUGCCAGUGGAUCCUGAACAUGCGUGAUCGACCCCCCCAGAGCCCAGGGCCCAGCCCACCCCGGUGCCUCCCCCUCCAGCAUCACCAGCCCAGCCCUCCCCAUCUGAAGAAAAAGCUUUUGUGCGUCCGGUAACAUCUGCCACAGCAGCCUUAAAGCAAUGUGCUUUUGCAUGAGUUUGAGUCUUUCAUUUGUAUUCUUCUUCACUUUUGGCUUUUUUUUUUUUUUUUUUGUCCUCAUCAUAAUAAUUAUGAAUAUACUACAUGCUUGUUUGAAGAGGUGAUACAUGGGUAAAAGAAAAAAAAAAGGCACAUUACUCACUAGAGAGGUAGGCCUUUCAUUUAACCAGAUCUUAGUACUCUUGCAAAAGUCUGGUUUGAUUAGGGUGAUCUAUUUUUUAAUUUUUUUUUUUUUUUAAUUCCUUUUUGUUGGUGGGACAAUCUUUAAUUUUCUAAAGAUAGCACAAACAUCAGCUUUUCAGCCACCCACCUGCCACCCUGGAUGUUCCUCGCUGCCUCCUUGCGUGUGCGUGUUUCAGCCAAGCCCUAACCCGAAGCGCGGCGAAUCCAGCACGCGCACGGACCGCCCCGUGAGGAUGCUGGAGCAUCCCUCAGCAUCGAAGGGGCCGAGCACCGCUGCCGGGUGCGACCCAAGGAGUGGAGUUAGAGGCAGAGGACCUUCAUCUCCCCAGCACCCAUGGGUGCAGGAAGCCCACGCUGCCCACCCCCACCCCCGCAAGGUCACCGGCAGCUUCUCUGCACUUUGGACCCGGCGGCUCCCCCCGUCCUGGCCGCCCACCCUGCCCCGCAGCUCCCCGGGAGGAGACCCCCUGCGUGGCUGGCGGGGCUCAGCUCCUGGUCCUAGAAGGGGCUGGAGAUGGCGGGACGUGGCUCAAGAGCUGAUGCUGUCCCCAUCAGUGAUGAGCGUGCAUGAUCUGGUUUAGGUUGAUACAUAUGUGCGUGUGUAUACAUGUAUGUACUGUAGAUAUAUACACUGUAUAAAUAUCCUCACUCACAUAUACAUAUAUUAUAACCGUAGCAAUUACAGACUUUUUUGUGGUUUUUUUGUUUUAAGUCAAUUCUUUUUCCUAUUUUUUUUCCUGCCUUUUUUUUUUUUUGCUUCAUGUAAGCGAGUACAUUGUACCUGAAGCCCUUUCCGAAUUGGCAGAUGCCAAAUGUGGAUCUUUUCCUCGAGACAAAGGAAAUGCAUCUAUUUUAAGAUGCCUUUUUGUUUUGUUUUUUGUUUGUUUGUUUGUUUUGUUUUUCUUUUGAGCAGCAGGUGGUUUUGAGUAAAAAUAGCUUUAGCAAUUCCCAAUACUUAGUGAUGGAUGCCUUGGCUAUGGGAUGCAUAGCUAAAAAAAUAAAAUACAUUAAAAUUUAGAAUGACAAAAAAAAGAGAAAAGAUAAGGAAAAAUAUCUAAAGCAUCAAUAAAGUUAAAAAUCUAUUUUUGUACAAAUGUAAUUUUAUCCCUUACGUAUUCUUGGCUAUUUUCUUUCUGGAUUGUUUUGUUUCUUCUACAGAGAUUGUUAUAAACUCUCUCUAUUUUUCUCUCUUUCUCUCUUUCUCUCUGUAAAUGUUCAACCACAGGGACAGGGGUCUGCAGAAGAGGGAGAAACUUUUGACCGUGUUUUAAAGGCUUUAUAUGAAAUCUCUUUUGAAAUAAUUUUUUUGAAUGAACUUUUUAUUUUUCCCCCACUUCCAAAAUCUUUUUCGGGGGGGGGGGGGGGAGGGGGGAGGGGGCGGGCUGGUCUGGGGGUGUCUUUUGUCACGUAUAUCUGGCGUUCCCGCAGGUCUGUUUUACUGUGAAAUCACUACCGUAUAUUAUUAUUCACUUAAAAAAAAAGGAAAAAAAAAGAAAAAAAAAAAAAGAAUUGCUGCUGGAAACGCCAGUAUUUUGAUGAACAAUUGUAUUAGAAUUGUGGAAGAAAAAAAAGAAAAAAAAAAAGAAAAAGAGAAAAGGAGAAAAAAAAAAGAAAAUAUAUGAGCAUUUUAAAAUAUAACCCAGUCCAAGUCGUCUUUUGUUCUCCACCGAUGUCUCCUGAGUUAUUCCUUCAGGUCCGCCCCGGGGGUGCUGCCCCGGCUGGGGGGUCCCCGUCACGCCGGAGGGGGCUCAUCCCCAGGGACCGUCCCUCCUGCUCGCCGUGGGGCCGAGUCGGCGUAAAUCCAGCCUGGCUCUAAGGCGUGCGGGCAGAACCGCGGGGGAGCCCCAGGACUCAGCGAAGGAGAUGGUUUUUUUUUCCUCAGGAAUUUCCCUUGAAGGAAUUUCAGAUCCCUUUGACAUCUCCAGCUGCAGCCUCCUGGGGACACCAUCGCCCCCCCAGCGCGUCCCCUCCUCCUCCCCUGCGAGCAGACACGGGACAAGUGGCCGGCGUGGCCGUGGGACACCCAGCGUGGCCAGAGCCCGGUGGGACAUGCAGGGAUGCUCCCGUGCCAUCACGGCACCCGGCAAAGCCCUCCCAGCUCUGCCCGAGGCGUGGGGCCGCGGCGGCUGGGCAGCACCCCCAGGCCGGUGUCAAGGGCGUGCUGACGAGCUCCGGCGACGCGUGGGGACAGCGGGCUGGUCCCCAGCCGCCAUCCCUCCUGGAGUCCCACCAGCAUUGCCGCCCCGGUGCAGCGUGUGCGCAGCAGGAGCCGUUAGCACUGGCCUUAGCUUAACCUGGAUUUGUUGCCAGGUACAAACAAGAUUGAACUUGCUCUUGGGUUUACAGCGGAGAUAAAUCCUCCCCCGACGGCUGCAGAGCCGGUCAAAUAGAGAAGGAAAAUAAGAGUUUCAAUUUGGUUAGUGACGAUCCGUGUGUUUCUAACUUGGCCGCAAUAUUUUUUCAUUUGGUGAGCCCUGGGAGGUGGCUCGCGGAGGGCAGGGGAAGGGGCGCGGGGGAUUAUCUGCCUCGGCAGCAACCUGCUGCUCCCCAGUGCGGGGCUGCUCCCGCUCCCACCCCUCCCUGCCGCGCUUAGGGAGACCCCAGGGGCCGGGGAGCACCCGGCCGGCCACACUGACACAUCCAAUGGCUCCUGUUGCAGAGGGUGGUUAUGUGUCUUGUUAACCUCCAGGGAGCAGUUUGUGUUUAGAGAGUAAAUAUUUAUCUCCCUUCCUAAGGGUUUUUUUCCCCUCCACAUCUCCUGGGGUGGAGUGAGUCGGGCUCCGAGGGGCAGCGCUCGCCGGGAUGCUCGCCCCCGCUCAUGGGCUGGCCGGGUUCCUGCUGCCCACUGGCUUGAAAAACCACACUUUGCUUUGAAAAUCAGGUUGGCUUCUUUAUUUAAAGAUGUUUAAAGAAAGAAAAGCAAAGCCAAGCUGGCCACUGAUUUCUAUUUUUAUUUUCCCUUGUGGGUGAUUGCUGCUGUGUUUGCUGCUGCUCCCCCGGCAAGGCGGGGGGCUUUCCCAGGCCCCCAAACCCAGCUGUGGCGAUGGGCCCUGCUCCCCGUCCUCUGCUGCUGGGGUGGGGGGGAGGAGGUUUGCACCUUGGCCAACUCUGCUGUUUCUCCAGCUUCUGCAGGGAUCAAAGUGACUGUUUUGACUCCCCUCCCGAUUCCUUGAUAACAGGAGAUGGUUGUAAUGCAAUUAAACAUUUCUCACAUGCGA
Phalacrocorax carbo (great cormorant) is the source of this 8360-nucleotide messenger RNA. The record is from RefSeq and is a predicted model, not a curated record. NCBI's taxonomy places the organism in Eukaryota, Metazoa, Chordata, Aves, Suliformes, Phalacrocoracidae.